Molecule: messenger RNA, 468 nt
Organism: Thermothielavioides terrestris NRRL 8126
Lineage: Eukaryota; Fungi; Ascomycota; Sordariomycetes; Sordariales; Chaetomiaceae
Exons: 5
Coding region: 19-468 (149 amino acids)
Source: RefSeq, a predicted model, not a curated record
GUCGUCGCUGAUCGCAGAAUGGGAGGGGAAGUUGUGGUACUCAAACCGGCGGAGAAGGUUGCGCAGGCGCACUCCGAAUUCAACCAGAACUCCAGGUCGGCGGUCGGCGCAGAAACGAAGUCGAGUAGAGCACUCAGAAGCAAACGAGGCGCAAAGGGCGAGAGGGAGGUCGAGGUCGAGGGAGGAGGAAUUGCGGAGACAAAGCGGUGCAGCAGUUCUGCAGCAGGGGCAGGAGCGAUGAAGCAGAAGCCACCUCCAGGGACCCCCUUGCUCGUGUGGGGCAGGCUGCUCUUGCCCGAAGCAGCACUCAGCGAGGAAAAGCAUGCAUUUAAUUGGCUGGCUCGUGCCAGGUGCUGGCGAGCCGCACUUUCAAAGAAGCCGCGAAUGGAGAUCGAAAUGGGCAAUGUCACUCUAAUGAUCUGGGAGGAUGGAUAUGCCUGCUGGCUCAAGAUGAAGAUGAGCGCAUGA